UUUUCUUUUCCCUGCUCUCUCCGGUUCGUAUAUGAGCGCUUUAUGACACCGCGUUUCAUGUACAGUACUGUACUCCGCAGAGUUAAAUUUUUUGUAAAGCUAUCCUUAUGUGUUUGCAGCAAUUAGCUCGUACUGGAUUGGAAUUGACCUUUUUCUUUUCUUUUCCAAAAUUGCGCGCAUAUUUAGAAUAUAUUGCCCUUAUUGUUGUCUUUUUAUCUGAAUGCCGUUCGGCGUGCGGCGUGCAGCCUGCUUAUAUCAGUGGUCCAGUGCUGCUUUGUGACACACCUGCCCUUGCAUCCUUACAAUUAAGUCUUCAGAGACGGACACAUCCUGCCAUUGUCUGACUCUGAUACGGAAACACUAAAAGCGAGUUGAUUUCAACUUUUGCCGAACCACCUGGAGACAUAGUCAC
This is a messenger RNA of Xylona heveae TC161, 412 nucleotides long. RefSeq lists its product as hypothetical. The record is from RefSeq and is a predicted model, not a curated record. Lineage: Eukaryota; Fungi; Ascomycota; Xylonomycetes; Xylonales; Xylonaceae. The coding region runs from base 108 to 344 and encodes 78 amino acids. The transcript has a single exon.